AGAAAGACGCGGAGUGGACACACGGAGAAACGCGCAAAGCGGCAGAGCGCAUCCAAACGAUCAGGAUGGCACGGUCAGCCCUCCGCUGUCUGACGCGGCGUUUCUAGUCACAGUUGGGAUUACUUUGGACACUUGGUGAGUUUGCUUCUCGCUGUAAACCCUGACGUGUGAUUUCUGUUUCGAUCACUGCGUUGGACGCACGGAGAGGGUUUUUUGCCCCCCCCCCCCUAGGGUGGAUUUGAGAGAAAUGAGUGAGAGGAGGCGAUCUGCCGCAGCUCUGAGCUCGAGAGCCCACGCGUUUUCCGUGGAAGCCCUGAUCGGCUCCAACAAGAAGAGGAAGCUCCGGGGCUGGGAGGAGAAGGAGCUGGAGUUGUCCAUGGAGAGCCUCGGCGCGGACGGAGAGGACCCGGCGCACUGUCUGGAUAUGGACCCGGACUCGGAGGCGAGUCCCGGUUCGGACGGAGAGGGUCUGGCCGAGAGGACGUCGUGCUCCUUCGGCUCACCUGAGGAACUGGCCCCCGGCCCCUGUGAGCCAUCGCCUCCGGCCUCCAUGGAGGAGAUCCAGGUGGAGCUGCAGUGUGCAGAUCUGUGGAAGCGUUUCCAUGACAUUGGAACUGAGAUGAUCAUCACGAAGGCGGGCAGGAGGAUGUUUCCUGCCAUGAGGGUGAAGAUUGCCGGUCUGGACCCUCACCAGCAGUAUUACAUCGCCAUGGACAUUGUGCCUGUGGACAACAAGAGAUACAGGUAUGUGUAUCACAGCUCGAAGUGGAUGGUUGCAGGAAAUGCGGACUCCCCGGUGCCUCCGCGGGCAUACAUCCAUCCGGACUCUCUGGCCUCAGGAGACACCUGGAUGAGGCAGGUGGUCAGUUUUGACAAACUCAAACUGACCAACAAUGAGCUGGACGACCAGGGACAUAUCAUCCUCCACUCCAUGCACAAGUACCAGCCUCGUGUUCACGUCAUCAGGAAGGACUUCAGCAGUGAACUUUCUCCUAACAAGUCGAUCCCCAGCGGGGAGGGAGUCAAGACUUUUAGCUUCCCUGAGACUGUCUUCACGACUGUCACAGCCUACCAGAACCAGCAGAUCACCAGACUAAAGAUCGACCGUAACCCAUUCGCCAAAGGAUUCAGGGACUCUGGCAGAAACAGGACUGGUCUGGAGGCAAUCAUGGAGACUUAUGCCUUCUGGAGACCUCCGGUGAGGACGCUCACAUUUGAAGACUUCACCAACAUGCAGAAACAGCAAGGUGGAAGCACAGGAACGUCUCCCACCACCUCCAGCACAGGGACUCCCUCUCCUUCUGGUGCGGCUCACCUCCUGUCUCCCUCCUGCUCUCCUCCCACCUUCCACCUCGCCCCUAACACCUUUAAUGUGGGCUGCAGGGAGAGCCAGCUCUGUAACCUGGGCCUUUCUGAGUACCCGGCCUGUGCACGCAGCAACAUGGCCGCUCUGCAGGGCUACGGCGGCCUGGCCGAUAGCUCAUAUGGACGCCUCCAGGCUGCAGGGGGCGCUGUGGCCUCUGCACAGCCUUCUGAAUCCUUCCUGCCGCAGAGGACUUCCUCUUUGAUCGCUGCUGGCAUGCAGGGCAGCGCUCACGCCUCGCUGACUGGCGGUGGGAGUGGCAGCAGCAGCAGUGGGAAGAUGGAUGCGUACAGCGGUCAGCUGGGCUCCUUCCCAGCAUCACAGCUUCAGUAUGUGAUGCAGGCAGGAGGUAGCUCCACCUCUGCCUCCUCCUCCUCAUCCGGAUCCUCCCCGUCCUCCGCCCACAUGUUCAGCGGGAGCCACCACCACGUGCAGCAGGGCUCCUACAAUGCUUUCUCCCUGCACAACCCCUAUAACCUGUAUGGAUACAACUUCCCCACUUCCCCUCGCCUUGCCGCCAGCCCUGAGAAGCCUCAGGGAGGUCUGCUCUGCUCCUCGACUCCUGCUGGGGCCUUCGCUGAGCGUCAGUACCUGUCCAAUGGAGGCAUGGACACUAUGCACAUGAUCAGCAACUCCUCCGGCGGCCAGCAGGGCAGCAGCUCCUGUGAUGGACGUCAGUACGGCUCGUCUUCUCAGAUGUCCAUGCACAUGGUGUAGAAAUGGGUGUCAGACCUCACAGUCCUCCAAGUCUUUCAGCUGAAAAGCAAAUCUAUGAAGCAGGUUUAGUGUUUUUACCAGAAGUGUUCAUGAACUGAGGUGUAAAAGCAACAUUUCAGAAAAGGAAAUCAUCUCAUGUUUUAGUUUUUAAAGACACUCCUCCACUUACAAAACCUUAUACAGGGAGUCAGAACUGUUAUUUAAAUAUCUUUGUAUGAAUAAAGAGAGAAAUGUGAUGGAAACUUCAUUCUCUUAAAGUCUCUGACAGCAGAGAAGCAACAAACUCAGACUGUAAGUCAGGAGAGAAGGGAUUAUCUGCUCUGAAUAUGGUGCAAUAGAAGCAACACUUGUUUCAAGAGACUCAUUUUGUUCUUUUUUUGGACUCAAACUGGUCGAGACGUGAUGAAACCAAAGAAUCUUCACUGUGAUCCUGAAGUCUUGUCUUCGCACUUGUGCCUCAUUUUUUUUUUUUUUUUAACUGUAAGCAGUUCAUGGUUUCCUUUUACAAUCUGGUGUUGUUGCUGCAAAACAAGGGACAACUGGACAUGAUCACAGCUCCACAAACAUACAGGAGAGGAAGUUUCAGGAUGCUGUGCUUUCACUUAAUGUACCAAACAGGGUUAAAUACAUGUGGACACAAGAGGUUUGGGUUAACUGAGGAUGUCUGACCUCAUAACUCAUCCCGUCUCCUCACAGACUGGACUAAUGUCACUAUUUUGGAGUGGAUUAUGUUUUUAGGCAUAUAUAUAAAGAUGGCGAAUGCAAUCAAUAACAUAAGCUUAAAGUUGUUGUGUGAAAAGUUAUAAAGAAGCAAUAGCAAAGCAGAGUAAUUAAAGUAUGUUUUGGUGUGUUGUAGAGAUGUGUAUUUAAGUGCUGAGCAGUAUAAACAAUUUUACAGCCAAUCUGUUAUGAAAAUGUGUGGAAAAAAGGGAAAUAGCAAAUUUUUGAGGCAUUUUGAAAAAAUGUAAAUACAGGUGCCAAGCACGUAAAA
Messenger RNA from Cheilinus undulatus (humphead wrasse), 3071 nucleotides. It is a transcript of the gene tbx15, whose product is annotated as T-box transcription factor 15. The record is from RefSeq and is a predicted model, not a curated record. Lineage: Eukaryota; Metazoa; Chordata; Actinopteri; Labriformes; Labridae. Gene Ontology annotation, cellular component: nucleus. Gene Ontology annotation, biological process: cell fate specification; positive regulation of DNA-templated transcription; regulation of transcription by RNA polymerase II. Gene Ontology annotation, molecular function: DNA-binding transcription factor activity, RNA polymerase II-specific; RNA polymerase II cis-regulatory region sequence-specific DNA binding. Bases 248 to 2080 code for a protein of 610 amino acids. The transcript is spliced from 8 exons.